CUCCUCAUCUCUAUAUCUUCCUCCUCCUCAUCCUCCACGGAACACCCACGCGCUUCUCCAUUCCCCUCCAGUCUCGCGUCGCGCGAUGACGCUGACCUUUGCACGCGUCGCGAGAUUAUUCAUUAUAAAUGGACAUCUGAGAUUUGAUGGAGCAUCUAUCGGCUGAGAUUCUCCUCCUCCGCUCAGUCUCUCGCUUCAUCUCGCUCUCCUCCAUCGGUUUCCACCGCGAUGGGAAAUUAAAUAAAGUUUGCCGAGAGCAUCUGGAGCCGCGAAGGAUGUAAACCUGAGGGAAACGCGGAUCGGGUUUCACGCAAACGCGCAGCCAUGCAGGAGAUCCUUGCGCUGACUUGAGGAAACCUCCGACGCGUUCAUUUAGUAAACGAUUCACGCCGAGACGUUAGCGGACUGGAAUCGAAGUGAGUUCGGAGGCGAUCCGAAUCAUGGAUGUGUUCAGCUUCGUCAGGAUGCCCAAACUAGCCGGUCAGAGGAUCAAGUCCUCCUGCUGUCCGCCGCAGGCUGUUGGGAGUUGGCCGUCCGCACAGGGACCCUCCAAUGGCUGGGAGAUGUCGUCCUCUAGAGAGACCCGCGACUGCUACAUCAAUCACCUCUCACAGUCAAGUUCUUUGGAGGAAGUGCGUGUUGAUGUGGAUAAGUUUGUCCCUCCUGCACCGCGAAAGGUGGAAAUGAGACGCGACCCGGUGCUCGGCUUCGGCUUCGUGGCGGGCAGCGAGAAACCAGUGGUGGUUCGAUCAGUUACUCCAGGAGGGCCUUCAGAAGGGAAGCUGAUCCCAGGAGAUGAGAUAGUGAUGAUAAAUGAGGAGGCCGUGAGUUCGGCUCCACGGGAACGAGUCAUUGACCUGGUCAGAAGUUGUAAGGAGUCCAUCAUCCUGACUGUGGUGCAGCCGUACCCUUCACCCAAAUCUGCCUUCAUCAGUGCAGCUAAAAAGGCCAAGUUGAAAUCCAAUCCGGUCAAAGUGCGCUUUGCUGAAGAAGUCAUUAUUAACGGACAAGUACCUGAGACUGUGAAGGAUAAUUCUCUGCUCUUCAUGCCAAACGUCUUGAAGGUGUAUCUGGAAAACGGACAAACAAAGUCCUUUAAGUUUGACUGCAACACCUCCAUUAAGGAUGUUAUUCUGACCCUGCAAGAGAAGCUGUCUAUUAAAAGCAUUGAGCACUUCUCUCUGACGCUGGAGCACAAGAUGGAAGGAUUUGCAACAAAGCUAAUGCUUCUGCACGAGCAGGAGAUGCUAAUGCAGGUGACCCAAAGGCCGGGCUCACAUAAGAUGAAGUGCUUUUUCCGCAUCAGUUUCCUUCCAAAAGAUCCGGUGGAUCUUCUCAGGAGAGACGCUGUUGCGUUCGAUUACCUCUACGUUCAGAGCUCUAAGGAUGUGGUGCAGGAGCGUUUCGGCUCUGAGCUCAAAUACGACACGGCGCUUCGCCUGGCUGCUCUUCAGAUGUACAUCCUGACGCUCAGCACCAAACAAACGCAGAAAGUCUCGCUGAAAUACAUCGAAAAGGAGUGGGGUCUGGCGCAAUUCCUGCCUCCAGCGAUUCUGUCCAGCAUGAAAGAGAAGAACAUCAAGAAAGCGCUCACUCACAUCCUGAAAACCAACCAGAACCUGGUGCCUCCUGGCAAAAAGCUGACGGCGUUGCAGGCGAAGGUCCACUACCUGAAAUAUCUGAGUGAUCUCAGGCUGUACGGAGGACAAGUGUUCAAGUCCACGCUGGUCCAAGGAGAGAAACACACAGAGGUGACUCUGCUGGUGGGGCCGCGCUACGGCAUCAGCCACGUCAUCAACACUAAAACCAACCUGGUGGCGCUGCUGGCCGACUUCAGCCACGUCAACCGCAUCGAAAUGUACACCGAGGACGAAAGAAACGUGCGAGUGGAGCUUCAUGUCCUGGAUGUUAAGCCCAUCACACUUAUAAUGGAAUCCAGCGACGCUAUGAACCUGGCGUGUUUGACUGCUGGUUAUUACAGGCUGCUGGUCGAUUCACGGAGGUCCAUCUUCAACAUGGCGAACAGCAGUAACACUGCAGGACAAGACUCAAGGGUCAAGCACAACUACCAAGCAAUCGACUGGAAUUACGGUUCCUGCAGUGCAUGUGACGAGCCCCACCCCGAAUACGCCAACUGUGGGCGAAGAGAGUUUGAUAUUUCCCCCACUGUCUCCGCAAUGCACCAGUUGCAGCAUCGCAUGCAUGGGGACGAGAAAGCUGAGCGGGCGAGCAGAGCAAGCCACAUGCAUUUUCAGCCCUACUUCAGUGUCCCAAAAGGCAAACCUCAAGAGUCGCCCAGAAGCGCCAAGGUGUCCUUUAUAUUCAGCAAUCCUCCGCUGGACUCUGUGAACCCUCAGAACUUGGGAUACCAAAGACUGAUGGAGGACAUCCCAGAAGUGCUGGAGGAGCACCGGUACAUGUACGCGCAACAGAAGGACUACAAGCCUCUGGAAGCAUCACUAGAGGUCGACGGCUUCCAGUACAGUUCCCACAUGGUCUACGGCGACGCUAAGAUCUUCGGUACAACGGAAGGCAUCGAGGAGCCUUUGCUGCAUGAUAUCUGCUACGCCGAGACUACGGAUGACGCCGAGGACGACGAUGACAUUAGUUUUGAGGAGGACAUGAUGAUGAUGAUGGGGGAGAUGAAGGACAAGGCGAACUCUCUCCUAUCGCUCUCGGAAUCUAGCGACGACAUUAUAGACCUCACUUCGCUUCCGCCGCCACCAGAGGGCGAUGACGAGGAGGACAGCGAUGACCUGUUGCAGUCUCUAAACUUGGCGAUAGCCGCUCCGCCGGCAGGGUUCAGGGAUAGUUCGGAUGAAGACGACCACCAAGAGCGAAAAGGCUUAAAAAAUGACAUCCCUGUGUCGCUGAUCGAUUCGGUUCCAACGCAAGUGGCCGGUGGGACCGAGGAAGUGUUCAAUGACGCUGUUGUCUCCACACUACAAGCUCUGGAGGCCUUGGCGGCCUCUGAGGAACAGUCUCAUCCACAAUCGGACAAUAGUUCAGGUGUAGAAAUAUCUCGGUCCUUUAGCCCCGAGUCCUCUUCUGAUUCUGGGAAUGAGACAAAUUCGUCCGAAAUGACGGAGAGCUCAGAGCUGGCCGCAGCUCAGAAACUCUCCGAAAACUCUCUGAAAAUGUUAGUAGCCACAGCCGAAGGGUACCAAACUCUAGCCGAAGAGGAGACUGAGUUUCGAUUGGUGCCGUGUGAGGUCCGGGCGUCUCUAGACGACUCCCAGUCCGCCGCGGUUGUCAAUCUCUGUUCGGACCACUUCGAGAUGGAGCCAGAAACAAUGGAAACCAAGUCGUUGACGGACUACUUCAACAAAAUGCACAGGGACAUGAUGAUGGGAAUGCCGCAGGGGAAGAUCGAGGAGCAAGAUGGUGGGAUGAAAUCAAGCGCCCAAGUGGAAGCCCGUCAGAUGAACAUCACGGAAUCAGAGGAUCUUGUUGGGAUGUACAACAAUUUCAAUGGACGAGAUUCCCAGCGUUCAGGUCCCUUUGACUUGGAGAGGAUGUCUUAUGCGUUUCAAGAAAGCAAUCAAAGAUUGCAUAUGAUUCUGAAUAAUAAAUCUGAAGAGCACAUUUACUCUGAGGUGGUUGGCGAUGGUGGUCCGUUGCAUGCAGACAGGGUAACGCAAAAAGUCAGUUUGAAGGACUCGAUAGACUUGAACACAAGUUCACCCGCCAAAGAACAAUUUAUGAUUGAACGAGCCCGGAAUGAACAUCAACAGAGCAAGGCAGCUUCAUCCGAACAAGAAAUGACACGGUUAUACGAGUACCACUUGUCCAAAAGGAUGUCGUCUUUACAGAGCGAGGGAAUCCAUUCCCUCCAGAGUUCCCAGUGUUCGUCCAUCGAUGCCGGCUGCAGUACGGGAAGCAGUAGCUGCGUGACGCCAAUGGACUCUCCUCUGUGCACGGUAGAUAGUGUCCAUCUGCAUGGAGAGUCCUCUCUGAAAGGUCUCGGAUAUCCAAAUCAGAACGUAGAUGGAACGUUUUUGCGGAAGCACCAUGGACAGGCUGGCCAAGAGUCAGGCCGAGAGGGAUGCCAAAGGUUGCCUAAGAUCAGAGAAACUACAGUGUAGCACGCUGCAGA
Molecule: messenger RNA, 4096 nt
Organism: Sinocyclocheilus rhinocerous
Lineage: Eukaryota; Metazoa; Chordata; Actinopteri; Cypriniformes; Cyprinidae
Product: FERM and PDZ domain-containing protein 4-like
Exons: 17
Coding region: 441-4085 (1214 amino acids)
Cellular component (GO): cytoskeleton
Molecular function (GO): protein binding
Source: RefSeq, a predicted model, not a curated record